Molecule: messenger RNA, 1146 nt
Organism: Coturnix japonica (Japanese quail)
Lineage: Eukaryota; Metazoa; Chordata; Aves; Galliformes; Phasianidae
Source: RefSeq, a predicted model, not a curated record
AUGGCCAAGGGCUUUGCCAAAGGGACCCCCGGCUCCGUCCCGGUGCGAGCAGCACGUUUGAGACGGUUCACACCGCCCUACCAAAGCAGCUCCGCGCUGCCCGCCCUUGUGGCUGUGUCCGAGGGUCCGGAGCUGCAGCGCUGCCCAAGCUGCUCCGAACCCAGAGCUGCUCCGAACCCAGAGCUGCUCCGAACCCCAGAGCUGCCCCGAACCCAGAGCUGCCCCGAACCAGAGCUUGCUCGAACCCCAGAGCUGCCCCGAACCCGAGACUGCUCCGAACAGAGCUGCCCCGAACCCAGAGCUGCUCCCGAACCCCAGAAGCCUGCUCCGAACCCAGAGCUGCUCCGAACCCCAGAGCUGCCCCGAACCCAGAGCUGCCCCGAACCCAGAGCUGCCCCGAACCCAGAGCUGCCCCGAACCCAGGGCUGCUCCGAACCCAGGGCUGCUCCGAACCCAGGGCCUGCUCCAGAACCCCAGAGCUGCCCGAACCCGAGCUGCCCCGAACGACCAGAGCUGCUCCGAACCCCAGAGCGUGCCCCGACCCAGAGCUGCCCCGAACCCCAGAGCUGCCCGAACCCAGGAGCUGCUCCGAACCCAGAGCUUGCUCCGAACAAGAGCUGCCCCGAACCCAGAGCUGCUCCGAACCCAGAGCUGCUCCGAAACCCCAGACUGCUCCGAAGCCAGAAGCUGCUCCGAACCCGAGCUGCCCCGAAACCCAAGAGCUGCCCCGAACCCAGACCUGCCGAACCUGGGGCUGCUCGCGAACCCAGGGCUGCUCCGAACCCAGGGCUGCUCCGAACCCCAGAGCUGCUCCGAACCCCAGAGCUGCUCCGAACCCCAGAGCUGCUCCGAGCUCCGCACCCGGCGGCGGAGGCGUGUCCGUCGCCGGGGCGCUACAAAGGCCCGGCGGCUCCUUUAAGGGCAGCACCGAAUCCCCGCCUCCUUCUCCGCCAUUGGCCGCCCGCGCCCGCCCUCCCCCGUCCCCGCCUCCCAUUGGCGGAGCCGCCCGUCAGUCGCGCCGUCCCCGCCCCGCGGGCGCGGCCAUGGCGCUGUUGGUCGCGGUGCGGCGCGCUGCCGUUGGUCAGACGGGUCGUUGCGGCGCGGCGCGGGGCGGACAUGGCGCGGGGCCGGAUGGGGCCCGGCUGA